AUGACGCGAAAACCUCCUUCCCAGCCCGCUUGCUCUCCCAUUCAUCUGUCAGUUGCACCUCGUGAAGCACCCCGUUCACGAUCCCUCCACGGGCUAGCCCAGAAACUCGACCCAAUAUUCUUGCUCUAUGUGGCAACCUGCCCUAUAGUGAUCACUGGUGCAACCUUUGCCGACUCAUGGCCCAUGAGAUCUUCUGAACGAGUUAGCUCAAUGCUUUCUUUUCGAUUUGGCAUGACAAGAUCAGCCAUGAAGAGAUCCUAUGGGGACAAACUAGAGAAUGCCGAGAAAGCCCAGGUGUUUUUAAAGUUAGUGAUUGAGGCGUUCACCUUAGAAAAUCAUCUCCAAGACCUUUCACUUGUUUCCCGUGACACCAUUGCUGUUGCCACGUAUGCCAUCGAUGAUUGCAGAAUCGGACAAUUUGAUGUGCCACAUGGCAGCAUUUUGAUGGUGAACAUGUGGGCCAUUCGCAGGGACCCUAAGUUUUGGGAUGACCCCACUAGCUUUAAGCCAGAGAGGUUUAAAGGUGGGGAGGUGGAAGCACACGUGCUAAUGCCAUUCGGAAAAGGAAGGAGGGCUUGUCCAGGGGCUAGGCUAGCCUAA
This is a messenger RNA of Thlaspi arvense, 600 nucleotides long. NCBI's taxonomy places the organism in Eukaryota, Viridiplantae, Streptophyta, Magnoliopsida, Brassicales, Brassicaceae. The record is from the annotation of a GenBank genome assembly.